Messenger RNA from Dermacentor albipictus, 2512 nucleotides. RefSeq names its product centromere/kinetochore protein zw10 homolog. Gene Ontology annotation, cellular component: RZZ complex. The record is from RefSeq and is a predicted model, not a curated record. Gene Ontology annotation, biological process: endoplasmic reticulum to Golgi vesicle-mediated transport; mitotic spindle assembly checkpoint signaling. Lineage: Eukaryota; Metazoa; Arthropoda; Arachnida; Ixodida; Ixodidae.
GAGGCAUAGAGAAAGAAAUGAUGGAGGUAUGAGCCGUAUGAGCAAACUACGUAUGGUAGCGAAUGGUGACGCUACCAUGAUAGUGGUAAUUUAUAUGACCGGUGAACGCGCGGAAGAUAGUGUGGUGUGACAUUGAGUCAAACCUGCCGCGACGGCUUCCUUGACUUUCGAUCGUCGGUGUUUUUAGCUAUCAUGUCGCUCGUUGCGGAAGUCCUACAGCCUAAGGAGCCCUUAGAAAAAGGUAACCUUAAGGCUGCAGUGUCCCGACUGUCUCGCAAGAUCGACGACUUGAAGACAGACAUGCAGAAAGAGCUGGUUUCCAAGUAUGACAUGUUCUUACCGUACUACCGAGACGCCGAGCAUUUGAUGCGAUGCCUAAAGGCAGCUGUCGAAGAUGUGGAAGAGGUAUUUAAAAAUAUCGAGGACCACGUCAAGCCGCGGCUAGUGCAGUCCACGACCGAGUUCGAGGUGCUGUCUCGCGAAUUGGCUACCAUCGAGCAGCAGUCGUCGCAGAUACGUCGCUAUGCGCGCCUUCACGAACUGCUGGAAGAGGCGGAGGCGCAGUUCGUGUCGGAAGAUCUCCUGGCCUGUUCACAGCUUUUGGAGGAAGUCGGUAGCGUCGUGAGCGAGCUCGAAGGCGACCGCCCUGAGAUGCAGCUCGUCGACGCGCUGCACACGGAACACGUUAUUCGUUGUGAACGGCUCAUCUACAAGCUGUCAGAGGUUUGGAAGCGUUACAUAAUCUGGAAAGUGGGCCGGACGCCUCAUGUGACUGAGCUUACGGUUGCCACAGUUGAGAAGGAAGAGGCGGAAGCUUUCGCCAGGCUUGUGGAAGCUGUUCAGAGGCAAGGACAGCUCCGCGAGAAAAUGUCCCGAUUCGGCCGCUCGCUACUGGCUGACAUCGUCACACCGAUGGUCAAGUACGAGUCCGUCAUCGUCACGUCGCUGGAUUCCUCGACGUUUCGCGUCGAGUUUAACGAGUCGAAAGCGCCGCACGUGAAGGACGUACUCGCGAAUUUGUCAACGCUCUUUACUUUCCUCACAAACCGUUUGCGAGCGCACGACGUUAUCGGCGUAGACUUGAUUAAGGUUAUGGGCAGCGUGAUCGGUACCGAGUUUUCCGACACGGUUGCCACGUGCUGCCUCGAACCUGCCGUACCCAGCGACGGCAGCCGUCUGGACAGCUAUCCGGCCAGUGCCCUGCUUGAUUUCCACAACCAGUUAGUUGUAACGAACUUCCUUUCGUCUGAGAAGACUGGAUUUUCCAACCUUGUCUCUAACCUUGAGGCCCUGUGCAUUAGCAAGCAGAGCCAGAUCAUCCUUCUGCAAGCAAGAGCUAUUAUGAAACGGGAGCUGCACGACACCGUCAUGGUUGGAGAGCCACCAUUAAGCAGGAAGCAGAUGUCAUCACUAGAACACUGUUUAUAUGGGAGUCCAUUCAAAUUCCCGAGGUGCCAAGUGAGCAAAUUCGUGGAAGAGCUGGUCGCCUUGCUGAAGACAAUGGUAGAUGGAGCCAAAGACAGUUCUGAUGGUAGCUCCACUGAGCAAGCCUGGCAGGUGGGUACUGUACGCCACAUUUGUGAACUUUACUGCUGCGUCGCUCCUGUACACCACCAGCACGCCAUCGAGACCAUCCCAGUGCAGACAGCAAUACAUCACAACAACUGCCUCUACUUGGCCCAUGAACUACUCUGCUUAGGUGUGCGGUUUCAUGGACGUACUACACUUGUGGAUGUGGCAUCGAGGAUCCGUUGGAUUGGAAGGGUUGCCCUUUGCCAGCAGGUUGACAGUCAACGAAAGCACCUCUUGGAUUUUUUGAAUGAAGUGUCAAUAUCAGAAAAUAACCAGGGCCUCGACGCAGCUCUGCGGCGUUGCUUGUUCCACAUAGAGCAGCUCAAGAGAGUCUGGCUAGAUGUCUUGCCAAUGACAAGCUACUUAGAAACUGUGGGCAGCCUCCUCAACUCAGUGCUUGAGCAUGUUGUCAAAAGUGUGGUUGGCAUGGAAGACAUUGCAUCCACACUUUCAGAAGAACUAGCUCAUGUGUUUGAGAAGGUUGUUGACCAAGCUGUUAACAUAUUUGACAUUCCUGCCUGCUCAUCGGAUGGAAGAAUUCUUGCCUCUGACUAUGUGGCCUCGUGGAGGAAAUUCUGCGAGCUUAAAAACCUCCUUCGCUUUAAUUUGAGAGAAGUCAUGGACCGAUGGGCUGAUGGUAGGGGCCCCCUGGCGGCAUGCUUUAUGCCUGAUGAAUUGAAGCGGCUGAUCAGGGCACUUUUCCAAAACACGGACAGACGAGCUGCUGCACUGGCACAGAUUCGGUAAAGCAGCAUUUAUGUGGAAUCUCAGCCUGUCCCACCUAAUUAACAACUUCAUCCUUUCUUAGUAUGUUUACAAAUGCUUUUCUUUAAGUGUCAUAUUGUACCUGCCUGUGGAAAGCAUUGAGAGGACAUGAUACGUGCAUCAAAUUCGGCAUGUCAAUCAUUAUUUGCAUAAAUUUUCUUAUGGCGCUGAACAA